UUGAUGAAAUAGAGUGUAAGAAUUAUUAACCAUGUCUCGCGCUAGUUUCGUAUUGUUUGUGAUGAUUGGAGUGUUUUGCAGCACGACUAUCGCACAGCAGCAGUGCGGGCUAAAUCAAGAGUGGAACACUUGUGGAUCGGCAUGUCCACCAUCUUGUAACUCGCCACCUAAUCAAUUCUGCACAUUACAAUGCGUGAUAGGAUGCCAUUGUAAAAGUGGAUAUCUGCUAAAUUCCUCAGGAGAAUGUGUGCGCCGUUCAGAAUGUUAGAAAUUAAUUGUAUCAAUUGUAUAUACUUACUCUAAAGAGUUGACAACCUCUGUUUAACGCCAAUGAGAUUUUUACUAAACAUUUUUAACUAAAAAUCGAUAUGCCAAUAAGUAUUAACAUGUAUUAGAUGCAAUACGACAUAAUUAUUGUUGCUUGUUAUAAUUACUAAUUAAUGAUAAA
Messenger RNA from Trachymyrmex cornetzi, 448 nucleotides. Its product is annotated as chymotrypsin inhibitor. The coding region runs from base 32 to 268 and encodes 78 amino acids. Lineage: Eukaryota; Metazoa; Arthropoda; Insecta; Hymenoptera; Formicidae. The transcript is spliced from 3 exons. The record is from RefSeq and is a predicted model, not a curated record.